AUGCUUCGACAUAGCCCGUUCCUAGCCAAAACGAAGCCUCUUAUUUUGCUUCGGGUUGGUGGCCAACAACUGACAGACCUUCCAGCUCUUCGCGGCCGGGACCUACCCGUCGACCCAGACCCAGUUCAACCGAGCAGCCUUGGUGGCCAACAACUGACGGACCUUCCAGCUCUUCUCGGCCUGGUCCUACCCGGCGACCCAGACCUAGUUCAACCGAGCAGCCUUGGUGGCCAACAACUGACGGACCUUCCAGCUCUUCGCGGCCUGGUCCUACCGGCCGACCCAAACCUAGUUCAACCGAGCAGCCUUGGUGGCCAACAACUGACGGACCUUCCAGCUCUUCUCGGCCUGGUCCUACCGACCGACCCAGACCUAGUUCAACCGAGCAGCCUUGGUGGCCAACAACUGACAGACCUUCCAGCUCUUCGCGGCCUGAUCCUACCCGGCGACCCAGACCUAGUUCAACCGAGCAGCCUUGGUGGCCAACAACUGACAGACCUUCCAGCUCUUCUCGGCCUGGUCCUACCCGGCGACCCAGACCUAGUUCAACCGAGCAGCCUUGGUGGCCAACAACUGACGGACCUUCCAGCUCUUCUCGGCCUGGUCCUACCCGCCGACCCAGACCUAGUUCAACCGAGCAGCCUUGGUGGCCAACAACUGACGGACCUUCAAGCUCUUCUCGGCCUGGUCCUACCGGCCGACCCAGACCUAGUUCAACCGAGCAGCCUUGGUGGCCAACAACUGACGGACCUUCAAGCUCUUCUCGGCCGGGACCUACCCGCCGACCCAGACCCAGUUCUACGGAGGAGCCUUGGUGGCCAACUGACGUAGCUUCCAGCUCUGCUCAACCGAGGCCUAGCACUACGGAGUGACACUGAAGAGUGAUGAAAUGUUGAAAGUAAAGUUUCAUUAAAAGAUAGAUAGAUAUUAA
This is a messenger RNA of Frankliniella occidentalis (western flower thrips), 931 nucleotides long. Its product is annotated as resuscitation-promoting factor RpfA-like. The record is from RefSeq and is a predicted model, not a curated record. NCBI's taxonomy places the organism in Eukaryota, Metazoa, Arthropoda, Insecta, Thysanoptera, Thripidae. The transcript has 2 exons. Bases 1 to 831 code for a protein of 276 amino acids.